This is a messenger RNA of Vicia villosa (hairy vetch), 1845 nucleotides long. Its product is annotated as AP2-like ethylene-responsive transcription factor At2g41710. Gene Ontology annotation, biological process: regulation of DNA-templated transcription. Gene Ontology annotation, molecular function: DNA-binding transcription factor activity; DNA binding. The coding region runs from base 221 to 1459 and encodes 412 amino acids. The transcript has 8 exons. NCBI's taxonomy places the organism in Eukaryota, Viridiplantae, Streptophyta, Magnoliopsida, Fabales, Fabaceae. The record is from RefSeq and is a predicted model, not a curated record.
UACAUACGCCAAAACCCUCAAUUAAUCCAAUUGACCAAUCUGUCAUUUCAAAAAUAGAAAAGGACAUUUCCGUAACUAACCACACACCUUCUCCUUCUUCUUUCUUGUUCUAGUUAUCUCUCACUCCACUGCAAGCAACAAAAAAAAAACACUCGUCUUUUUAAAUUCUAAACACAGUGAACAGUAAAAGCUGAAGUUAGGGUUAGGGUUUGGUUUCUCGAUGGCGUCUUCUUCCUCCGAUCCCGGAAAGUCCGCGGAGACAGCAGAAGCUCUGGUGGCGGCGAACGAUCAGCUUUUACUGUACAGAGGAUUGAAGAAAGCGAAGAAAGAGAGAGGCUGUACUGCCAAAGAACGAAUCAGUAAAAUGCCUCCGUGUGCCGCCGGGAAACGUAGCUCCAUCUACCGCGGUGUUACUAGGCAUAGAUGGACUGGUCGUUAUGAAGCGCAUCUUUGGGAUAAGAGUACAUGGAAUCAAAAUCAGAAUAAGAAAGGAAAGCAAGUUUACUUGGGGGCUUAUGAUGAUGAGGAAGCAGCGGCUAGAGCGUAUGAUCUUGCUGCUCUGAAAUAUUGGGGUCCUGGGACUCUCAUUAAUUUUCCUGUGACUGAUUAUACAAGAGAUCUCGAAGAAAUGCAGAACGUUUCGAGAGAAGAAUACCUUGCGUCUUUGCGUCGGAAGAGCAGUGGGUUUUCAAGAGGAUUAGCAAAAUAUCGUGGACUCUCAAGUCGAUGGGAUCCAUCAUAUGGCCGAAUGACUGGAUCGGAUUACUUCAGUAGUAUGCAUUAUGGUGCAGGGGAUGAUUCAGCUGCAGAAAGUGAAUACGUUAGUGGUUUCUGCUUAGAAAGAAAGUUUGAUUUAACAAAUCACAUCAAAUGGUGGGGAUCUAAUAAGAAUCGACAACCUGAUGCUGGAACAAAACAUGGUUUUGCUGGAGAUAUUUACAGUGAACUGAAAACAUGGGAACAGAAAGUCCAACCAACAGAACCAUACAAGAUGCCAGAGUUGGGCCGGCUCCACAAUGAGAAAAAGCAUAAAAGUUCUUCAAUCUCUGCCUUAAGUAUAUUAUCGCAGUCUGCUGCUUACAAGAGCAUGCAAGAGAAAGCGGCAAAAAGGCAAGAAAAUAGCAUUGAUAAUGAUGAGAAUGAGAACAAGAAUAUAGUCAAUGAGUUGGGUCGUGGGAAGGCGGUAGAGAAACCCUCAAAUCAUGAUGGUGACAAUGAUCGGCUUGGCAUUGCAAUGGGAAUGAGUGGGGCGUUGUCUCUUCAAAGAAAUGUUUAUCCAUUGACGCCAUUCUUGUCUACACCACUUUUGACAGCCUACAACACUGUUGAUCCACUGGUAGAUCCUGUUCUCUGGACAUCUCUCAUUCCUAUGCUUCCUGCUGGCCUUUCUCGUACAGCUGAGGUUACAAAGACAGAGACAGAUUCUUCAACGUACACUAUGUUUCAACCAGAGGAGUAAUUAGAAAUCUGAAUUUCUAAUUGAAAAAAGCCAAACACCCGAAAGCUGAGCUUGUACCAAACAAACAACAGUGUAAAGUUCUAAAAUCUGAAGAGCUCAAGCAAAUCUUAAGUAAUGCCCCCAUGGCCUUUUGCAAAUAUCUCAUGUAUUGCAGAGGUGGAAGAAAAGAAGUUACCAUAGUUUUACAUUAUGAAAUAGAUAUAUAGGAUUAUAGCACAGAUAUUUACAUUUCAAACCAGAUAUGUACCAGUUGAUAUCUCGAUCAUGUAUAUGCAGUCAGCAUUAGACAAAUUUUGAAUUUAUGCGGAGUAUUCUGUACAGAAUAUGAGAUGAACUUGCAUGGCCAUAAAUCGAUUUGCAUAGAAGUAUUUGUAUGUUUCUUUUAA